Vairimorpha ceranae is the source of this 192-nucleotide messenger RNA. RefSeq lists its product as hypothetical. The transcript has a single exon. Lineage: Eukaryota; Fungi; Microsporidia; Nosematidae. The coding region runs from base 1 to 192 and encodes 63 amino acids. The record is from RefSeq and is a predicted model, not a curated record.
AUGUCAACAAAGUGUGUCUAUAGAGUUUUAAAGAAGGUUCUUGAACGAUUAAUUAUUAAAUUUUAUUCAAACAUUUAUUACAUUGAAUCUAAAAACAAGAUUAUUGAAAUUGGUAAGUCAAAAAUAGGUAAAAGAAAAUACAAUAAAGGCCAUCCAUCCGAUAGAAGGUGUAUGGAUUUGCAGACUUGUUGA